AGUCAUUCUCAAAAGAUGCAGCUUUUUCCCGUAUCAGGAUUAAAACCUCAAUAAAACCGUCAAAUUUUAUCAAUGUGAUAAAAAUCUGUUUUUUCCUUCAUUGCCAAUAUCUAAUCUUACUUGGGAAUUUUUUACUACAAAAAAUAGGACCAAAUAAUUAUUAUUUUGUAAUUUUUGUAACAAGAGACAUGCAUUUUUUCAUGUAUCUAGGUGAAAAAAACUAACAUCAUGUGUCUAUUGUUCCCUAAAUUUCAUUUAAUAACAUAUUUUUUCUGGAGUGGUUAAAAAGUAUAGCCCUUUUGCCCAUUCCUGGUAGAUGUUCAUGAUUUUCAAGCUGAAUUUUUAAUAUAAAAAUCAAACCUUUUCUCUUGUAUACAAGAAAAAUGUCUUUACUGUAACAGUUUCAUAAAAUUAUGAAAUAAUUAAUUAUCCCUCAUCCUGUGAAAGUGGAACUUCCUGUCAUGCUCUUUAACAACUUCUGGUUGAGAAUCAUCAACAUGUGGUGUUGACUCCAAGAGAAAACUUUCAAGGAAAAUCAAGUUGAAAAGGUAAGCAUUUGCGAGUAUUUUUCAUAGGUGUCUUUCAGAUAACAUCAAGAAACAAAAACCUACCCAGUUUUCAAAAAAUAUGUUUUUCUCUUUGCAUUUGAAACCAUAAUUAUAACACAAGUAUUUUGUCUGAAAUGGCAAAGGGACUAGUCAUUAUUUUUUUUCUUAAUUUACUUUUACAAUUUGUCUUUCACGUAACAGUCUUUUCUGUAACAGCUUUUUUGUUAUUGGAAAGACCAUCAGUGUUACUUCAAAGAAACAUCAGUAUUGAUUAGUCACAUUUUCUUUUUAUCUUAAUGUCAAUGUCAUUAACAGUUGAAUUUUGGGAAUGAGCUAAGGUUUAUAUUUGCUGAGGCUGAAACAGGAUUUACACUUCUUUGCCUGAAUGCAGUCAUUCUAAAUUUUGUCAACAGUCGUUAUUGGAAAGACAAAUUCUGUAACUGCAAAGACAAUUCAAUACAAAUUUGAAAAUAAGUUAUCUCUGGUAGGUCUUUGUUCAUCUAGAUUUGCUAUGUGUCAAUAUUAGGACCUUUAAGAUGAUAUUUUGGGUAACAAUGCGUAUUUCCCCUAACAAUUUGUAUGUUUCAUGUCUUUCAAAAUUAGCUGUUACUUAAAAGACUUAAGUUGUUACUGCAAAGACAGUUUAAUACUAAUGAUCUUUCAUUUAUGUCUUUCUUUCCUGAUUCAUUCAGAUGUGCAUUAAAUAUAUGAGAUAAGAUUACCUUACGCUCCACAAAGAAGUCUGUUCCUGAAACUUUGAAUGCAUUUAUGCGUUUUCAAAGACUGUUAUUUGAAAGACAGUGUGUGACUGUGACUAUAAUAAAUAUGACAGCUCGACGAUCAGUCCGCAAAAACAUCAAAGUGUUAUCAUCUAGUUACCUAUAUAAAGGUUAAUGUGUCAUAAUCUGAAACAAACAUUCAAUGAAACAUUCAUUUCUGUAUUUUUUUUUAGAACUGGCAAUAUGGGUAUGAGUAAUGCAGAAAGGCAGAGAAAAUUUCGAGCUAACAGGGACAGAGAUCUUGCACGAAGACAGGUUUAUUUGGAAGAAGAGAGGAAACGUUAUCAAAAGGACAAGGAAAAAGGAUUGCGAAAAUCAACAAAAGAACUCCCAGAGCGAGAGAGAAGACAGCUUAGGCGAAAAUGGAAGAAGCAGAAGAGACUACUGCGAGCUAAACAAAAAACAAUUAAGGAGAUAAUCACCCCACCAAUGUCACCGAUGUUACCAAUGAAUGUACAGGAAUCAAGACAGAGAAGGCAAAGCCAGAAGAAGAACAAUCGUGACAAGGCCCAGUGUUACAGAGACAACAAGGUUCUCAGGCUGGAACUGGAAAAAGCAACAAAGAGAGCUCUAAUGUACAAACAACGAUGGCAAAGUGACAGGAAUACAUGCCUUUGCAAACUUUGUGAAAAUACACAAUUCAUUGCCACCUCACUGAAGAAGUCGGAAGCAAUUCAAUACGAUGAUCUUCAUCUCAUUAUCAGAGACAUGGUCUGUGAUGAGACAUCACAUAGAUUUUUCAGAAAACUAUGUUUGUAAACUUGGAAGUGAAAUUCAAAGCAUGCACUUUGGCGCUUCUAAAAAGCAGCUUUCAUUGCACACAGGAGUGUACUUUUGCAAAAAUGAAAAUGGUCCACAGACCUUUUGCACAGUUUCAGAAAACCUUGACCACAGUCCUGGAUCUAUUUGGGCACAUCUCAAGCCUAUUUUGCGACAGGUUGAACAAAAUCAUCCAAAUGUUGACACUCUUCAUAUUUUCAGUGAUGGACCAACAACCCAGUAUAGACAAAAAGGAAAUUUCUUGCUUCUUUCCCAGAAACCAGCUCAAUUUGGAUUCACAUCUGCUGUUUGGAACUUUUUCGAAUCAGGCCACGGCAAAGGCACACCAGAUGCAGUUGGAGGUGCAAUCAAGAGAAAAGCAGACGCAAAGGUGAAAUAUGGAAUGGACAUACAAUCGGCAAAAGAUUUUGUUGAUGCAACCAAGGAAAGUGACAUACGUGUCGUGAUCAUACCUGAGGAGGAGAUUGUCCAGGGAUUGCAGGAAAUGACUCAAAUGAAUCCAAAACCAAUUAAAGGCACCCUAAAGCUCCACCAGGUAUGCUGGCUUGGCUCCCAUGAAGUUCUGUUCCAUAGGAACCACAGCUGCAUCUGCCAAGCACCCAAUGAGUGUUCUAAUCAUAAGCUCUCAAAACAUUUCACUCAGUCCAUUUCAGAAAAUACUCUUGAUCUCAAGCAGAGCAUCUUCGAUGAAUAUCUGGGGAAUCUUAAAAACUGUAAAAGUUUCACAGAACUUAAAGAAGAAUGCAAAGCAAUUGCAGGAACAAUGAAUGACAUUGAAAUACAGAGAAAUAUUACUCUGCCAUACAAAGAUCUCAAGGUUGACAUACCCUCUGUGAAGAUAUUGCCAGAUGACUUGGAUGAUGUGAGGGAGCUGUAUCCUUGCAGUGUAAAAGCAGAUGGAAAUUGCUUGCCCUCAGUUGGGAGCGUCUAUGCCUAUGGAACAAUUGACCGGACAUCUGAGAUGCGAGUACGUAUUGUAACAGAACUUGCCCUGAACGAAGAUCUUUAUCUUGACAGAAACUUCCUGCAAAACGGCAGAUGUCCAGCAAAUGCAAAGAAUUGGCCUAAAAUCUAUGCCCAAUACUCGGAUUUGUUCAUUCAUGGAACUCGGCUCACAGAUGACAUUGUCAGGGAUAUAUUAAGGCUUGAAAUUCUGAAGAUAAGCGUCAACUAUGCCUUUAUGGGUAUAUGGCAGAUUCAUGCCUUAGCAAGUGUGCUCAAAUGUCCACUUUACUCAGUAUAUCCAAAACUUGGAGCUCCAUGUGUUCGCAAAGAUCUUCAGCGUGUAAUCAUGCCAAGGCAAUUAGCAACAACAAAUACACUGCCUCUUUAUGUACUUUGGACAAGCACCAGAAAUGACAUGCCAAAUACUCAUUGGAUACCAAACCACUUUGUGGCAGUGCUGGCUAAGAACGAUGCUUAUUUUAGCAUGACCAGCAAAGUUCCAUUGGAGUCUACUUGCCCUGAAUCGUCAGAGCCCAGCACCAAAGCAGUGGAGCCCAGCACUGAAGAAGUAGAGCUUAGCACUGAGACAAUGAAGCCCAGGCCUGACACAGAUGAGCAUGGGAAUGCAACUGGAUUUGACUACUUAGACCAGCAUGUCAUUGUGUCUUAUGAUGAUAAGCCAUAUCCUGGUUUUUGUGGAAGAUGCAAAUGAAGAUGAGGUUUUUGUGUCAUGUAUGCAAAAGAUUGGUAGGGAAGGCAAUAGAUUUUCCUGGCCUAAAAAGCUGAUGGAUAAAUGCUGGUAUGAGCUGGAGAAAGUUCUUACUAAAAUUCCACCGCCUACUCCCAUUGAGAACUCAUCACACUUCAAGGUUAACCCUGCCAUUUGGACGAAAAUCACAGCCUGAAUGAAGUACCCUGUACCCUGUACUUUUGUUAGUUGCAAACCUGUUUGACAGUUUGUUAAAUACAUGUUAAAUUUUAAAAAAUGUUGUUAACUUCAUGUUAAAUGAGUUUCUGAGUUCUUAAAGAGCUAAUUUCAAAAUGGUAAUUGCUACUUUUAUAUUGUUGUGUAUUCAAAGCACAAUGUCAAUAGUAUAAACUGAAUCAGAAUGUAAAUCUUUGUGUUCCAUUUCAACUUGUUCUGAAAUGUCUUUCCAGUAACACUGACAUGUCUUUGAGGUAACAAGUAGGCUGAGUUCUUAAAUACAGAAUAUAUUUUGCACUUCAAGUAUGGUAAAAUAAUACUUGUAUAAAUUAAUUAAUGUAAACCUAUCUUAUCAUCAGUCACAUACAUCUGUGCUUGUCCUCACUCAAAUAUACUAAUGAAUUGUCUUCUCUGUAACACAUUUGGGUCUUUCCUGUAACAAACAUGUCAUUGUUACUCACCUUAUCUGGAGACAUAAAUAUAACAUGUAACACUUACUAUACUUCUAAGGGUAACAGGCAAAAAACUCAUCCUCUCAUUACAGAUAGAUCAAAGAUAUUUGUUACAAUUAAUUAUUUUUUCAAAUUUAAUUGAUACAUUGUCUUUCCAAUAACAUAGAGUGUCUUUGGGAUAACGAUACUGUCUUUCAUAUAACGGGACUAAAAAGUAAAUGUUUUAUGAUCUAAAGAGUAAGACAUUGUCAGAAAUCACUUGGAAAUAUUAUAAUGUUCUCUUCAAAUCAUCUUCAGUAUAAUAAUAUUUGAGGGGAGACCGUUGAAAGGAAUCAAGAGUAUUGGAAAGUACUAACAAAUUUCACUUUUUCAACUGACACAGUGUAGAACAGGUUUAUUUCAUAAAAAUACAAUUUUAGAACUGAUUUCAUAAGUGUGAGUAACAAAAUAACACGUGAGGAAGACUUUACAAUACAAUAUCUUUACAUAUCAAUGUAUAUUUAAGAAAAAUAUGGCUAUUACUGUUGUUACAGGAAAGACAUUGUGUCUUCGUCCUAAUUAGUUUAAUUACUCUUCAUUAAAAUAGUGGACAUAAUUAAGCCUCAAAUACUAUCGAUAAGUGAACCUGAACAUUGUAGCUUACAAUUUGUGAAAAU
Molecule: messenger RNA, 5085 nt
Organism: Haliotis rubra (blacklip abalone)
Lineage: Eukaryota; Metazoa; Mollusca; Gastropoda; Lepetellida; Haliotidae
Exons: 4
Coding region: 2010-3764 (584 amino acids)
Source: RefSeq, a predicted model, not a curated record